GGAAGGCGAAAUGGGAGCGCCCUUUUCCAUUGCCUCCCGACCGACCUUCUUUUCUGCUUGCUGUAUUGUCGAAUUGGCUUUGCUAUACUUUUAUCGUGCCUUCUGCUUCAAUUGACCCUUUUCGACAUGGAUCACAUCAAGAAGACGUUCGAGCGCUGCAAGGCCAACGGCCGGGCGGCGCUCGUCACUUAUGUCACGGCCGGCUUCCCGACAGCGGCGGACACGCCCAACAUCAUGUUGGCCAUGGAGAAGGGAGGCGCUGAUGUCAUCGAGCUCGGCGUCCCGUUCACUGACCCCAUCGCCGAUGGACCGACCAUCCAGACUGCCAAUACAAUCGCACUGGAAAAUGGGGUCACGAUCACCUCGGUUCUUCAGAUGGUCCGCGACGCGCGCAAACUCGGGCUCAAGGCCCCCGUCAUGAUGAUGGGCUACUACAACCCGAUGCGGGCAUACGGCGAGGCCAAGCUGCUCCAGGACUGCAGGGAGGCCGGUGUGAACGGCUUCAUCCUCGUUGACCUCCCGCCUGAGGAGGCCGUCUCCUUCCGCAAGCUCUGCAGCGUUGCUGGGCUUUCAUACGUACCCCUUAUCGCGCCCGCCACGUCGGACGCGCGCAUGCGACUUCUUUGCCAGCUGGCCGACUCCUUCAUCUACGUCGUCUCGCGCAUGGGUGUUACUGGCGCCACUGGCUCGCUUAACGCCGCUCUUCCGGAGCUGCUAGCCCGUGUAAAGAAGUAUAGCGGCAACAAGCCUGCCGCGGUUGGGUUCGGUGUCUCGACGCGCGAGCACUUCCUCGCCGUUGCUGGGCUGGCGGAUGGUGUCGUUGUUGGCAGCCAGAUCAUCACGACCCUCAAGAAUGCCGAGCCCGGCAAGGUCAUCGAGGCCACGCGUGAGUACUGCUCGUACCUGUGCGGCCGCGCCUCUGUCGAGGAUGUGGCCGAGGUCACGGCUCCGCCUACUGAGGACGGCGCCAAGACGGCGCCUGGCGACGAGGCUGGCGCCAAGCCCGGUGCCGCCGAGGCCAAUGACGCGGACCUCGUGGCGCAGUUGGCGGCCAUGCACGGCAAGAUCCCCGACCGUUUCGGCGAGUUCGGCGGACAGUACGUGCCCGAGUCGCUCAUGGACUGCCUGACGGAGCUCGAGGACGGCUUCAACAAAAUCAAGGACGACCCGGUCUUCUGGGAGGAGUACCGGUCAUACUACCCUUACAUGGGCCGGCCAGGUCAGCUGCACCUGGCGGAACGACUGACGGAGCAUGCAGGAGGCGCCAAGAUCUGGCUCAAGCGUGAGGACCUGAACCACACGGGCAGCCACAAGAUCAACAACGCUCUCGGCCAGCUGCUGCUCGCUCGGCGAUUGGGCAAGAAGCGCAUUAUCGCCGAGACGGGCGCGGGCCAGCACGGCGUGGCGACGGCCACGGUCUGCGCAAAGUUUGGCAUGCCCUGCACUAUCUACAUGGGCGCCGAGGACGUCAGGCGGCAGGCACUGAACGUGUUCCGCAUCCGCCUGCUGGGCGCCGAGGUGGUACCUGUGACGGCAGGCACGCAAACGCUCCGCGACGCUGUCAACGAGGCACUGCGGGCCUGGGUUGUCGACGUGGAGACGACGCAUUACAUCAUUGGCAGCGCUAUCGGCCCGCAUCCCUUCCCGACCAUCGUGCGCACGUUCCAGUCUGUCAUCGGUAACGAGACCAAGGAGCAGCUGCAGAAGCUGCGCGGCAAGCUGCCCGACGCCGUCGUGGCCUGCGUUGGUGGUGGCAGCAACGCUGUGGGAAUGUUCUACCCCUUCUCUAACGACCCUUCGGUCAAGCUGCUGGGCGUAGAGGCGGCCGGAGACGGCGUGGAGACGCUGCGUCACAGUGCCACCUUGUCCGCCGGCACCAAGGGCGUGCUGCAUGGCGUGCGCACCUACGUGCUGCAGAACGAGCAUGGCCAGAUCCAGGACACCCACUCGGUCUCCGCCGGGCUCGACUACCCCGGCGUGGGCCCGGAGCUGUCCAACUGGAAGGACAGCGAGCGUGCAAAGUUUGUGGCGGCUACGGAUUCGCAGGCCUUUGAGGGCUUCCGGCUCAUCAGCCAGCUCGAGGGCAUAAUUCCCGCCCUCGAGUCCGCCCACGGCAUCUAUGGUGCCCUCGAGCUGGCCAAGACCAUGGCGCCCGACCAGGACGUCGUCAUCUGUCUCAGUGGUCGUGGCGACAAGGACGUCCAGAGCGUGGCCGACGAGCUGCCCAACAUCGGCCCCAAGAUUGGGUGGGAUUUGAGGUUCUAGGCGGUGCGUCGGGUUUUGGGCAUGUUUCAAGGCGAAAUUUCCUGUGGCGAUGGGUCGCCCGUGGGAAAACAAUGGUUGGGAGUCGAAGUAAAAAACACCCGUGCAGUCAGGUUUGAUGCAGUAAAGGGACACACAGACUAUGGUAUUAUAGACCUAGAACCUAGCAUCAGACUUUCGAAUGAGAGUUCGGCAGCAUUGUCCUAGAUCCAUGCCUUUUCCUUGGCCAUUCUGGCUCCCGGCAAA
Gaeumannomyces tritici R3-111a-1 is the source of this 2508-nucleotide messenger RNA. Its product is annotated as tryptophan synthase. Lineage: Eukaryota; Fungi; Ascomycota; Sordariomycetes; Magnaporthales; Magnaporthaceae. The record is from RefSeq and is a predicted model, not a curated record. Gene Ontology annotation, cellular component: cytoplasm. Gene Ontology annotation, molecular function: tryptophan synthase activity. The transcript has 5 exons. The coding region runs from base 127 to 2265 and encodes 712 amino acids. Gene Ontology annotation, biological process: L-tryptophan biosynthetic process.